Molecule: messenger RNA, 7322 nt
Organism: Nanorana parkeri
Lineage: Eukaryota; Metazoa; Chordata; Amphibia; Anura; Dicroglossidae
Gene: PLCE1
Product: phospholipase C epsilon 1
Exons: 35
Coding region: 1-7146 (2381 amino acids)
Biological process (GO): small GTPase-mediated signal transduction; lipid metabolic process; phosphatidylinositol-mediated signaling
Molecular function (GO): phosphatidylinositol-4,5-bisphosphate phospholipase C activity; guanyl-nucleotide exchange factor activity
Source: RefSeq, a predicted model, not a curated record
AUGACCUCCGAGGAUAUUGCAGCCUCUGUUGUUUUACCACCAGUGGAGGGGAAAGUGAUACCUUGUCAGUCAACUGGAGAUGAAAAUUCUAAGAAUAGUUUGGAUACUAGCGUUAUAAAAAGACAUAGCAUGGAGACUGUGCCAGACUUAACAAAGUUAAAAGGACACAGAACUCAGAAUUCUGUGACCAAGCCUUUUGUAAUAGAAAGCAAAGGUGAAAGUGGUAAAACCCUUAAUGACAGAGGUAUUGCGCAAGGGAACCACUGUACUCCCCAUGCCAGUGAUUAUUUCAAUAGCAAAAUGUUUGAGCGAGCCUACAAGUCCAGCCUAGGUUUUAAUCAGUUUUGCAAGUCCUACAAUCCCUUUAAACAGAACAAUGUUUGUACAGACUCCCAGAUUCCUGCUGUGUUGACAGAAAUUAAUUUUAAAGCAGAUACAUCAUCUCUGGAAGGGCAGGCAUUAAAGGGUCACUUAAUAGUGAAUGAUCACUGCACAGAUGCUGCCACUCACAUUCCAACAUUACACAAAAGUUAUUCCACUCAGAAGAGUGGUUUAUGUUCCAGUUCCACAAAUAACCCGUGUAUUUUGAGCAGCCAUUUACAGACAAUGAGGAGAAAUUGCUGUAAUAGUUGUGUGUCCAGCUCCUGCAGUUCUGAUAGUUGUGGAAGUAGCCAUGAACAUGCUGGUCUCAAUUGUGACCCGGGCCUGCUUGUGAAUUACCAAUCAAAUUUGUGCUCCGGGACAAUGCCAGAAUUUCCAGGAGACAAUGCAGAUGGACAGAAGUUACCCUGCAUUCUUUCAUCACAGCCAUUUCAAAUGCAAGACUUGCAUGAAAAAUGUGAAGAGGGGAUGGAAAAUGAUCUUUCAAGGAACCGAAAAGACCGCUCAACGCUGCUUGUUAGGAGAUUUUGUAAAAAUUACAAAGAAGUGAAAAAGUCUGUUUAUACAGGAACCAGCGCAAUUGUUAAAUCUUUGCCUUCUGGUCAUAUUGGGACCAAAGCUUUCUGUUUUGUUAAGAGAAAUCAAGAAAGCAUAAAAGAACAGAGAUAUUUUUGUCUAACAGCUAAAAGCUUGACUUUUGCCCAAGGUUCUAAAAGAAGAGAUCAUUUUAUCUUCUAUUUGGCGACAAUGACUGUCUUGAAAUUCUUCUACAAUGGGGAAAAUGACACGGAUCACCUUUCUGUGUGCCUGCUUGAAAAACGUUUGAUUUCUCUGGUUGCCAACCUCCCUUGUCUGACUCUGAAACAAAAUGCCUAUUCUGGAUUUUAUGCAACAUUGCAUAGAACAGCCACAUCUCAGUUCAUAAGUGGGGCACUGCUGGAAGCAAUUGCAUUGUUAGGUGCAAGAAGUGGUCUUCCUAGUUUAACCUGUGGCUCCGUCGGAAGAACAAUGCUAAAAGAUCGCCAGCCCUGCUCAGCAAUGGCAGCAUCAAACACUCAGACGGCUAGUGCCGCUGGACUGAGUAAAGAGUUGGUGGAACUGCAACACCUUAUUCAAUUUCCAGAAGAGAUUGCAACGGUUCUUACUGAUCAAGAACAGGAUAUUUAUCGCAAAGUUUUACCCAUUGAUUACCUUUUUUUCCUAACAAAAGAUCUUGGCAGUAUUGAAUGCGUGACCAAUUUUCCUGAUCUAAAAACAUCUUUGUCUGCAUCACUGUUAAAACUGAAAAAUGGGGAACACAAUACCGUAGAAGAGCUGGUAGCAAGGUUUAAUGAGGUUAGUUCUUGGGUGACCUGGCUGAUUCUUGCUGCAGGGUCCAUGGAGGAGAAACGGGAAGUCUUUUCUCACUUGGUGCACAUAGCUAAGUGCUGCUGGAACAUGGGCAAUUACAACGCUGUGAUGGAAUUCCUGGCAGGGCUCAGAUCACGGAAAGUGCUGAAAAUGUGGCAAUUCAUGGAUCAAAGUGACAUUGAAACUAUGCGGAGCUUGAAAGAUGCCAUGGCUCAGCAUGAAUCAUCAUCUGAGUACAGAAAAGUGGUGAACAGAGCACUGAAUAUACCUGGCUGUAAAGUGGUUCCUUUUUGUGGGGUGUUCUUAAAAGAACUGUGUGACGUUCUUGAUGGAGCAGCAAGUCUGAUCAGGCUGUGUCCUCACUACAAUUCUCAGAAUGAAACACUGGAGUUUGUGUCUGACUACAAUGGACAAGACAAUUUUUUGCAGCGAAUAGGGAAGGAUGGAUUGAACAAUGCCGAAAAGGAAUCAACCGUAAACAAUAUUAUGCAGACUAUUCGCAGUUGCAACCGCAGUCUAGAGUCUGAGGAGGGCGAUGAUAAUGUCAGUGAAAGUGGUGUCUCUAGAAAAAACUCUGUGAUGGACCGAAGCAGAUUUCAAUUCAUAAUGGGAGAACUGUCUGAUUGUGAAAGCGAUAUUUGUGAGCAGUCCAAAGACUUUGAUUUCCAUGGGUCUGAUGAGCAGCAGAAAGAAUUCAACCAUGGUACAGAACUGAUUCCUUGGUACGUGUUGUCAAUCAGAGCUGAUGUCUACCAGUUCCUUCAACAAGGGGUAACUCUCAUUCGCUAUGACCAGGAAACACAUAUUUCUGUGCGCUGUUUUCUCCAGCUCCAAGCAGACAACAGCACACUGACUUGGACGAAACCAUCCACAACUUGUCUUGCAACCAAUAAAAAUAAAUUAAGUGCCCCAGGAAGCACUGCAGAGACAAAAUUUCAGUUUCUUGCCAAUGCUGGAAUGAGUGGACUUGUAGAUGGCUUCAUAGACUUGUUCUCGGUGAAGGCGGUUUACAUGGGGCAUCAGGGCAUUGAUAUACACACUGUGUGUGUUCAAAACAAACUUUGUAAUAUGAACCUGGAAGAAAAUGGUGUCACACUGCUUUAUGGACUACAAACUACUGAGAACAAGUUGUUGCACUUUGUAGCACCAAAAUACACCGCUAAAAUGAUAUAUGAUGGAUUGCUGGAAUUAACCAAAGCUGUAAGGAAGAUCAAAAACUUUCCGGAUCAGAGACUUCAGUGGCUGAGGAAGCAGUAUGUUAGUUUCUACCAGGAGGAUAACAGAUUUGAAGGACCAACAUUAGCACAGGCUGUUGAGCUUUUCGGGGGAAGACGAUGGAGCACUAGAAAUACAAGCACGGGAACAUUAAACAAAAACACUGAAAAAGCAAAUGUGCAGCGUAACAAUACUCUGGGGAUAAACACAGCCAAGAAAAAGAAGAAAGUUCUUAUGAGGGGAGAGAGCGGAGAUGCCGCUGAUGAUGAGAUGGCAACAAGGAAAAGCAGAAGCUAUAAAGAGGCCCGCAACAGGAGUGGCUCAGAUCCUCCUGAAAUUGAUGAACAAGAAGAGCAAGAUCAGAAUACAGUUCCUGGAUUUUCUGCAUCUCAUACUAUUCCAUCACGGAGGGUUCACUCAGCAUCUGUCUCUGGCUCUCCAAAUGUAACACCAGGGACAACCACGCCUAUCCGGCCGGCAUCCUCACCGGUCCUGUCCAGCACCAACAAACCUCCAACCACCACAUGGAGCAGUUCAAGUUGGCAUGGAAGAGUCAAGGGUGGAAUGAAAGGCUUUCAAUCAUUUAUGGUUUCUGAUAGCAGCAUGAACUUUGUGGAGUUUGUAGAGCUCUUCAAAUCUUUCAGUGUACGAAGCCGGAAAGAUCUUAAAGAUAUUUUUGACGUGUAUGCUGUUGCCUGCAACCGUUUGGGUUCAGAAUCCAUCCCACUGUACACAAAUUUGACAAUUGAUGAAAAUGUCAGCGGAGUUCAGCCAGACCUAGAUUUAUUGACCAGGAAUGUAUCCGACUUGGGUCUAUUUAUUCGCAGUAGACAACAGUUGUCAGAAAACCAAAGACAAAUUUCUGACGCCAUUGCUGCUGCCAGUAUUGUUACAAAUGGCACUGGAGUAGAAAGUACUUCGCUUGGUGUAUUUGGAUUGGGAAUACAGCAGUUUAAUGACUUCUUGGUCAAUUGCCAAGGUGAACACUACACUUAUGAUGAAGUCCUCAGCAUUAUUCAGAAAUUUGAGCCGAGCAUUAGUAUGCGCCAGCAAGGACUGAUGUCGUUUGAAGGAUUUGCAAGGUUUCUGAUGGAUAAAGAUAAUUUUGCUUCAAGAAAUGAUGAGUCUCAGAUAAAUGUAGAUGAUCUGCACUUUCCCCUUUCAUAUUAUUUUAUUGAGUCUUCUCACAAUACAUAUCUUACUGGGCACCAGCUGAAAGGGGAGUCUUCUGUAGAGCUGUACAGUCAGGUUCUCUUACAAGGCUGCAGAAGCGUGGAAUUGGACUGCUGGGAUGGGGAUGAUGGCAUGCCGAUUAUAUAUCAUGGACACACACUAACAACUAAAAUUCCCUUUAAGGAUGUAAUAGAAGCCAUUGAUCGCAAUGCAUUCAUCAAUUCUGACAUGCCAAUUGUAAUCUCCAUAGAGAAUCAUUGCUCCUUACCCCAGCAGCGCAAGAUGGCUGACAUUUUUAAGUCUGUGUUUGGUGAGAAAUUGGUGACAAAAUUCCUUUUUGAGAGUGAUUUCUCUGAUGAUCCCAUGCUUCCUUCUCCUUGGCAACUAAGAAGAAAAGUGCUUCUGAAAAACAAGAAGCUCAAGGCACACCAGACUCCUGUAGACAUUUUGAAGCAGAAGGCCCAUCAGCUUGCAAACAUGCAAGCACAGGCCACCAAUGGAACCCAGGUUUUGAAUACCAGCACUACCAAUGAAGAAGAGGAGGAUGAUGAAGAUGAUUAUGACUAUGACUAUGAAUCACUUUCAGAUGCUGAUGUCCUUAAUGCUUCCCCUGCGCCUAACAGCCAGGAAGAUAAUAUUCUGGAUGAUCGCCCUGAAAGUAAACCAUGCAGUGACAAACUGCAAUUUGAGUAUAAUGAGGAGGGGCCCAAGCGGAUCAAGAAGACUGAUGGCAACAGUGUUAACAACAAAGGAAAGGUCUAUGAUAUGGAACUGGACGAAGAGUUUUACCUCCCUCAGAACAAGAAAGAAAGUAGACAAAUUGCACCAGAACUAUCAGACCUUAUCAUCUAUUGCCAAGCUGUGAAGUUUCCUGGCCUUUCGACGUUAAACCCAUGUGGAUCUGGCAGAGGAAAGGAAAGAAAAAGCAGGAAGUCAAUUUUUGGCAACAAUCCUGGUAGAACAAGCCCCGGGGAAACAACAACACUGGCCAAAACAUCUGGAAGAGGUACAGCCGACACACGGCAGAGCUGGGAGGAGCCAUGUUCACCACCAUAUAACCCAAGCACUUCACUGAGUGCCAUUAUCCGGACCCCUAGGUGCUACCACAUCUCAUCACUGAAUGAAAACGCUGCUAAACGUCUAUGUAGACGUUAUUCACAGAAGUUGAUUCAACACACUGCCUACCAACUAUUGAGAACAUAUCCAGCUGCUACACGCAUCGACUCUUCAAAUCCACAUCCUCUCAUAUUUUGGCUUCAUGGAAUACAGUUGGUUGCCCUAAACUACCAAACGGAUGAUCUCCCUUUGCAUUUGAAUGCUGCCAUGUUUGAAUCAAAUGGUCAUUGUGGAUAUGUGCUAAAGCCACCUGUACUAUGGGACAAGGGCUGUCCAAUGUAUCAGUUAUUCUCCCCCCUGGACCGAGAUUUAGAAAGCAUGGAACCAGCAAUAUAUUCCUUAUCUAUUGUCUCAGGACAGAAUGUCUGUCCAAGCAACAGUACAGGAAGUCCUUGUAUCGAGAUUGAUGUGCUUGGUAUGCCUGUGGACAGCUGUCAUUUCCGAACUAAACCCAUCCAUCGCAAUACUUUAAACCCUAUGUGGAAUGAGCAGUUUAUGUUCCGCGUUUACUUUGAAGAUCUUGUGUUUUUGCGGUUUGCCGUAGUUGAGAAUAACAGCUCGGCUGUAACUGCCCAGAGAAUUAUUCCUCUUAAAGUCUUAAAGAGAGGAUACAGACACUUACAGCUUCAUAAUCUACACAAUGAGACUUUGGAAAUCUCCACUUUAUUUAUUAACAGCAGGAGAAUGGAAGAAAUUCCUACUGGCAGUGCUUUGCCUGCCUCUUUGUUUUUUAGUUCAGAAGAAAGAAGAGCAACAUCAGUGUUUAAAGUCACUGUGCAUGGUAUUCCUGGACCAGAGCCUUUCACUGUGUUUAGUAUUAACAUUGGAACAACCGCAAAACAUCUACUCGACAAUAUUUUGUCAUCCAUAAAAAGACAUGAAGCAAGCACUGACUAUUUCUUGAUGGAAGAAAAAUGUUUUAUAUCAAAGGACAAACAUGAAUGUAAAAAACCUCCAUUCCAAAGAGCGAUUGGCCCAGAAGAAGACAUCCUGCAAAUUCUAAACAGCUGGUUCCCAGAAGAAGGCUAUGUGGGAAGGAUCAUUCUUAAAACUCAGGAAGAAAAUCUGAAUGAGAGAAAUGUAACUGUGGAGGAGAAGGAAGAGAAGGAGCUGCCUCUCAAUACAGAUGAUGAGAGUUUUUUUGUCCAGGUACAUGAUGUCUCUCCUGAACAGCCACGCACUGUUAUACGAGCUUUGCGAUUCAGCACAGCACAGGACGUUAUUCAGCAGGCCCUCAGCAAAGCCAAAUACUCAUACAGCAUUCUGAACAAUCCAAACCCGAGUGACUAUGUACUGCUUGAGGAAGUGACAAAAGAGACAUCCAACAAGAAGUCAUCAACCCCCAAAACAUCGCAGAGGGUCCUCUCAGACCAUGAGUGUGUUUACCAGGCACAGAGCAAGUGGAAGGGAGCCGGGAAAUUCAUUCUGAAAUUAAAGGAGCAGGUUCAGGCAGCACGAGAUGACAAGAAAAAAGGCAUUUCGAUUGCAAGUGAACUGAAGAAACUUGCAAAGUCAAGCCGGCAGUCUCGGAACUUCACACUGUCACCUCACAUCAUGUCACCAGAAGGUACCCAGAAUAGAGAUGAAAAACCUGCAUGCAGUUUGCCCUUCAAUGACUUCAGUGCAGUGCUCUGGGUCCUGCAGAUUAUCCCUAUCUCUGUUAAUAGCAGCAACAGAGACAAGAGGGAGAAAGUGUCAAUGAACUACAAGUGCACUUGUAUUCCAAUGAGAUCUACAAGUCUCUCUGCCGCGGUGGCAGAUGGCGACUGUUCGUGCUAUGGAGUGCAGAGCAGGAAAGAAGAUCUUGAUUCAACAGAUAACAGAGACGUAUACAGAUACUCAUCCUGCUGUAGAAAGCCAAUUGCAGCAUGGUACUAUAAGCUACUUAAAAACUGGAAACUGCCAAAAUGACGCAAGUGCCAGUUCCUCUGGAUUUCACAUGAAGUUACUGCCAGGAAUGGGGAUCACAAUGGAUUUCCUUUGGCAUGAUCUGUAUAGCAGCGGAUUUCGGUGAGCCUGGUUAAUGCUGAAGGGUACAGUGGUAGUCUUCUGGCUGAAAUAUUUUUGAAGGCGAGAAGAAUGGAAGG